Molecule: messenger RNA, 1095 nt
Organism: Phlebotomus argentipes
Lineage: Eukaryota; Metazoa; Arthropoda; Insecta; Diptera; Psychodidae
Exons: 3
Coding region: 1-915 (304 amino acids)
Source: RefSeq, a predicted model, not a curated record
AUGGAGGCGCGCUGGCGAUGGUUACCGCUCGUGAUUGUGCUGAUUGUGUGGCAAGUCGGAUCGCAGGAGGUGAAGGACAUCGAGGCGGAGAGGGAAGGAGUGCCGGAAGGAGACGCCAAGCCACAUUCCAGACAGAAGCGACUGAUCUGGAUCACAGAAGAUGGACGAUUGGCUCUGCCGCCAGGAACUUCUCUGACAAUUUCACCCACUCUUGCUUUGCCCCUAAUCCGACAUCCUCCGCCAGGAUUCUUCUCCAACAUCACCAUCAGUUUGCCUCUGACCAUUGAUUUCGACAAAUUGGGCCUCACAGACAAUGAAAAUCCCCUCGGUGUGCUGCCCAAUGUGUUCGCCAGAUCAAUGGGCAGAGCCACAGGCAUGAUUCUCUCCAAUUACAUCUCAUCCUACAUGAAGGGGCGCAAGAGGAGGGAAGCUGCGGCAACAGAAUCAUCCCCCUUUAAAGUCUCAAUGAUGGACGCAGAAGCGGAGGAUGAUUUUCCACCUGAACUUCCGGAGAAGCACAAAUUCAUCUUUCACGGCGGCGAAAGAGCCCUCUUGUAUGUGGCUCUUGAGGAUCUUCUCGGGACUUUUGGGCUGGAUGGCAAGGCGUGCAUCUUGAGGGCGAUUUGCGAAGUUCACUCACGGAAACUCCACAACUUUGGACUGUUUGGAGAGAUUGUGAAGCUCUUUCUCACUGCCUCCAAGAGUCCCUUUUCGCACCUCCUGGACGAAUACGUGACGGCGCAGCGUGUCGGCGAGGGUGUUUUGGGGCCGGGCGAGUGCUUUCCGUACUACAAAAAGUGCCCCAAGAGCAUCUUCAGGAGUAGCAUAGAUCACAAAUACCAAAACUACAAGGAGGAGGAGAGCAGCGUUGAGAAUGAAGUUCAUCAUACACACGAUUUUAGUCAAUUCAUGUAAAGAAAAAAAAAGCACGCGCUCGUGUGUGCUUUAUAGGAAAAGCUCUCCAAAAAUCUAUCGUUGCACUGUGGCCAUAUUGGCUGGGAGAUGCACAACUUUAUAGUCACGAUCGAAGGCCAUCAAUUUCUUUUUUUUAUUGUAAUCACACUCGAGAGGAAUUUUCUGUGUAAAAUAAAAGAU